AUGGACUGGCUUGGACAUGCCAAAAUCAACUUCACACACGCGCCAUCGCCUGUGUCUCUCAAGGAGAAAGAUGGCACUCAGACUGAUCUACUGAAGGUAUGCGAGAAGAUCACACCACCAUGCCAAAUGAACCCUCUCCUCUUCAACGGCCAUCUGCAAACAAUGUGGACGGCCACGAAGCAGCACGGCCCGCCGGUGUACUAUCGCCGAAAGGUGUUCCAGGCCGAGGACAAGGCGUUUGAGGGUACCUUUGCUGUCGACUUUGUGACGGAGCCCUUUGAGGAUGCGGACAGUAGUCUGCCGCCGCGUACGAAGUAUUUCGAGCAGCAGGACUUUGGUUCCCUAGCUUCGGACGACGACAAGCCCCAGCUUAUCGUUCUUCACGGUCUCUCGGGAGGCUCUCAUGAGAUCUAUCUAAGACAUGCCAUAGCGCCAUUGGUCGACUCGGGGAAGUGGGAGGUGUGCGUAGUGAAUUCGAGAGGCUGCGCGAACAGCAAGUUCACCAGCGGCAUCCUGUACAACGCCAGGGCGACUUGGGACUUCCGCCAGACGGUUAAGUGGAUGAGGAAGAAUUUCCCGAACCGGCCGCUGUUCGGCUUGGGUUUCUCGCUCGGCGCCAACAUGCUGACCAACUACUGCGGAGAGGAGGGUGUCAACUGUGAGCUAACGGCCGCGGUCGUCUGCUCCAACCCCUUCAACCUUGAGGUCUCAAACAAGGCAUUGAGGCGGACGUUCCUCGGCAGAGAGGUCUACCAGAGAGUCAUGGGAAGCAGCAUGAAGGAGCUUAUCGCCGGCCACAAGGAGGCUGUGCAGAAGUACACAAACCUGGAUCUUGAACGUCUCCAGAAAGUGACGUAUCUUUGGGAGUUUGACAGAGAAGUCCAAUGCAUAAGCUGGGGCUACCCUACCGAGAGUGCUUACUACCGCGAUGCGUCAUCAUCCGAUGCAGUGCUGGCCAUUAGGAUUCCAUUCUUUGCUCUUCAUUCGACUGACGAUCCCAUUGCCGUGAACGAGGCAAUUCCCUACGAGGAAUUUGAGAAGAACCCGUAUACUGUCCUGUGUACGACGUCCCUCGGUGGGCACCUCUGCUGGUUCGAGCCCGGCGGCGGAAGAUGGCACGCAAAGCCAGUUGCAAACUUCUUCAACCACAUGGCAUUCAACGUAGACCACAGCCAACUCCCUCCCAAGACGAACGGAGCCCCGCCCACGAACGGCAAAUCGAUAUUUCACUUCAACCCAGUGAAGCGUAAGAUGGAGAUUAAAGCAAGCUCGGAAUAG
Colletotrichum graminicola M1.001 is the source of this 1278-nucleotide messenger RNA. RefSeq lists its product as uncharacterized. NCBI's taxonomy places the organism in Eukaryota, Fungi, Ascomycota, Sordariomycetes, Glomerellales, Glomerellaceae. The record is from RefSeq and is a predicted model, not a curated record. Bases 1 to 1278 code for a protein of 425 amino acids. Gene Ontology annotation, molecular function: acetylesterase activity; monoacylglycerol lipase activity. Gene Ontology annotation, biological process: medium-chain fatty acid biosynthetic process; medium-chain fatty acid catabolic process. The transcript has 7 exons.